Geodia barretti is the source of this 780-nucleotide messenger RNA. The record is from the annotation of a GenBank genome assembly. Lineage: Eukaryota; Metazoa; Porifera; Demospongiae; Tetractinellida; Geodiidae.
CUGGCCGCGAACACCUUUGGGAUUGUUGACGCCUGGGGCGGCCCUUUCCGCACGACCGUGGGACUGAUUCAGCAAUUCGGCAACCAGAGGGUGCUGGACACCCCACUUUCGGAAGCCGCCUUUGUGGGCGCCGCCAUCGGCGCCUCUUCUACCGGAAUGCGAGCCAUCGCUGAGCUUAUGUUUGUAGACUUCGUGGGCGUGUGCAUGGACCAACUCCUGAACAACGCCGCAAAAAUGCGCUACAUGUUCGGCGGCCAGGUCACAGUGCCCUUCACACUCUUGACCCGUAUCGGCGCCGGCUUCGGCAGCGCCGCCCAACACUCGGAGUCGUACUACUCCAUUUUCAGCCACAUCCCGGGUUUGAAAGGGGUUGCUCCUUCCGAUCCUUACACCGCCAAAGGGCUGCUGAUCUCCGCCAUUCGGGACGACGAUCCGGUGGUGUAUUUCGAACACAAGGGGUUGUACGGAAAUACCGGGCAGGUGCCUGAGGAGCCCUACGAAAUCCCCCUGGGCAAAGCCCGAACCGUUCGGGAAGGGGCUGACAUCACUCUGGUGGGUAUAUCCAGAAUGACCUGGGUCUGCACCGCGGCCGCCGAAGAACUCGCGAAAAGCGGCGUCGAAGCCGAGGUUGUCGACCUGUUGAGCAUCUCCCCCAUAGACUAUGACCACAUUAUCGAAUCGGUCAAAAAAACCCACCGCCUGGUGGUGGUGGACGAAGACACUCCCAUUUUGCAGCCUGGCAUCGGAAAUUUGCGCCCGGGUGGCCGAGGAAGCCUUUGA